Messenger RNA from Anguilla rostrata (American eel), 3189 nucleotides. Its product is annotated as alpha-internexin-like. Lineage: Eukaryota; Metazoa; Chordata; Actinopteri; Anguilliformes; Anguillidae. Gene Ontology annotation, molecular function: structural constituent of postsynaptic intermediate filament cytoskeleton. The transcript has 4 exons. The record is from RefSeq and is a predicted model, not a curated record. Gene Ontology annotation, biological process: axon development; intermediate filament bundle assembly. Bases 61 to 2610 code for a protein of 849 amino acids. Gene Ontology annotation, cellular component: axon; neurofilament.
UAUAAAAGGUUGUGGAACGGUUCGUCCUGUCGCAGUGCCCCUGAUUCCAUCAGAGGAGAAAUGAGCAAUACUUACGGCAACGCGUACGGCAGCACCGCCUACCGCAAGGUGCUCGGCGACCCUCAGCGCAAUGUCUCGAGGUCAACCGGUUCCAUUGCCUCCGGUAGGUUCCACUCUCGGGUGUGGUCGCGAGGCUCCGCAUCCUCGUCCUAUCGCCGCGGAGGAGUAGCGGGCUACUGCCAAAUUCCUUCCGCCGACAGCCUGGAAUCAUUUGAUGGAGAUGUAAAAUUCCGAAAUGAGAAAGAAAUGUUGCAAGCUCUCAAUGACCGCUUCGCCAGUUACAUUGACACGGUGAGGUACCUCGAGCUCCAAAAUAAGAACCUCGAGACAGAAGCAGUGGCACUGAGGCAAAGCCAAGCCGGUAGGUCGGCUAUCGGAGAACUCUAUGAGCGGGAGAUUGGGGACCUGCGGAGCAUGGUAUUGCAGCUGAGCAACGAGAAAACUCAAGUUAUAUUAGAGCAGGAGCAUAUCGAGGAAGACAUUCAGCACUUGAAGCAAAGGCUGGACGACGAGUCCAGGAACAGGGAGGAAUUGGAAGCAGCAAUCCGAACCAUGACCAAGUAUAUUGAUGAAUCCGGUCUAACCCGCCUGGAGCUGGAUAAGAAGCUUCAGUCGCUUAAUGAGGAUGCUGCAUUUCUCAAGAAAAACCACGAGGAGGAGGUCGCCGACCUACUUUCACAGACCCAGGGAUCCCAGAUGCAAUUCGAGGUGAGGGAUACCUUGAAGGCUGAUGUCUCCAGCGCACUGCGGGAGAUCCGAGCCCAGCUGGAUGGCCAUGCCUCCAAGAGCGCAAUGCAGGCUGAGGAAUGGUUUAAAGUGCGCAUGGAGAAGUUGUCAGAGGCUGCACGCUUCAACAGUGAUGCCAUCCGAAGUGCAAAGGAUGAGAUUGGCGAGUACCUUCGGCAACUACAAUCUCGCACCAUUGAACUGGAGACACUGAAGGGGACCAGGGAUUCACUAGAGAGGCAACGGUGUGAGAUUGAGAACCGCCACCAUGGUGAUGUCUCAUCUCUACAGGAAACCAUCCACCAAAUGGACAAUGAGCUAAAGAACAUAAAGUGGGAGAUGGCUAGCCAGCUGAGGGACUAUCAGGACCUCCUGAAUGUGAAAAUGGCCCUAGAUAUUGAGAUUGCUGCAUAUAGGAAACUGCUUGAGAGUGAGGAGACAAGGUUUACUUCUAACCUCGGUCCAUACUCUUACUUGGACAGCACCACCAAGAUCUCUCAGAUAAAAAUCAAAGCAGAUGAGAUUUCUGACACUGUCAUUCUUGAGGAACAGACAGAUGAAACCCAAGUAACAGAGGAGGUAACAGAAAAUGGAAAGGCUGUAGAGAAGGAGGAAGAUGAAGAGGAGGGUGAGGGAGAAAAGGAGGAAGAUAAAGAGGGGCAGAAAGAACCCAAAUUGGAAGUAGAGAAAGCUGAAGAUGUAGAGGAGACAAAUAAGGAGAGGGAAGAGGAAAAUGGAGGAGAGGAAGAAGAGACAGAGCCUGAGGUGGGUACGAAGUCUUCAGGUGGAGAGGAACAGGCAGACAAGUCCAAACUACCUGCUGGAAAGAAUGCUGCUUCCCGUGAGUCAAAGUCAAUUGCUAAAUCACCACAACCAAAAUCACCUGGAGUUAAGUCCCAGGAGACAAAAUCUCCUACUAAAACACCACAACCAAUAUCACCUGAAUCUAAAUCCCCAACGACAAAGUCUCCAGCUGUAAACUCACCUGAGCCAAAAUCCCCAGUAAAGAAAACCCCUGAAUUGAAAUCCUCCACCAUAAAAUCACCCACACCAAAAUCCCCAACAAGUAAAUCCCCAGAAACCAAGUCUUCUGCUGGAAAAUCACCACAGUCCAAGUCCCCAGGACACACACCUGAGUCCAAAUCUCCUACCCCCAAAUCACCUGUCCAAAAAUCUCCAGAAUCACUUGGAGAUAACAAGUCCAAACCUCCCAGCCCUAAGUCCCCUGUGGAGGACAAACCCAAGCCAGCUGCUGUGAAGGAUGCCACAAAGCCAGGAAAGGAUGGUCAAACUAAAGAGAUGUUACAGCCCUCCAAAGAGGACAAAGACAAGGAGCCAGAUGCUAAGUUAGAAGACAAGCUUGAAAUUAGGACAAAAGAGAAUGUGCCUGUUCAGAAAGUAGAGGAAAAGAUAGAAAAAGGGGGUGUCAGGAAGGACAGCAAGACCGAAGAUUCCCUUAAGAAGGCUGAGAUUCCCAAAACCCCCUCCAAGCCUGCAGAGAAGCCUUCACCCAAGACCACGUCAGAAAAAGUCCCCACCAAAAAGGAAGAGGAGAAGCCAGCCUCUCCUAAACCAGAGGAGAAUGUAGCUAAGACGAAUGAAAAGCCCAAAGCGGAAGUGAAGCCAGCCCAGAAAGAUGUCUCUGAGCAAAAGAAACCUGAACCUAUGAAGGAGAAGCAGCCUCAAAUGGAAGUAAAGAAGGAGAAAGAGGCUCCCAAAGCAGUCACAAAGGAUACCACGAACUCCAAGACAGAGGAAGUUCACAAUUCAUCCAGCACAGACACCAAGAAAACCCAGAUCACAGAUGAGAAAGCGAAGAAGUGAAACUUACAGUAAUGGUUAAUGGCAGGGUAAGGUUUAGGGGGAAUCAAUGAUCAGCCAAGAACACUUAGGAAUUAGGAAUUACAAGUGACCUAAGUAGCCUUUCAAAUUUGGUGGCCAAAGCAAACACAUGAACAAAGUGAGCAAGCAGUAGUGUUUCUUUUGCAUAUAAACUGUGACAAACAAAACACAAUCUCUUAUAUAUAUGAUUAUAGGGAAUGCAGAAUGCUUUAUAUCUGAGGACAGCUCUAACUAUCAAGUGCAUUUUAACAAACAUCCAACUGGCUGGAAAUACAAUGUCAAAAAAGAAACUAUAUCAUAUAAAAAUGGUAGAGAUAAAACAAGACUGUUAUAAUGAAUCUAAUGAAUGUAUAUAAUGAAUAUACAUAAAUAUUAAUAUAUUUACAAAAAUGCAAGGAAUUUACAUAAUUUGCUUGUUAUGCACCUUAUAUACUUUCAUGUUGGUUUUCAAGCAAUGAUGCACUUCCUGUCUGUAGUCUGUAAUGAAUGUUGAUUGAGCAAUGUAUACGCUGCAGAGACCUAGCAAUACAAAUCAAUAAAUAAAGAGCUGAAUAAAGAGCA